Molecule: messenger RNA, 718 nt
Organism: Dioscorea cayenensis subsp. rotundata (Guinea yam)
Lineage: Eukaryota; Viridiplantae; Streptophyta; Magnoliopsida; Dioscoreales; Dioscoreaceae
Product: non-specific lipid transfer protein GPI-anchored 6-like
Exons: 3
Coding region: 35-691 (218 amino acids)
Source: RefSeq, a predicted model, not a curated record
AUGAACUGCCAAACUUAUUAGUGCCUUUGUAGCAAUGGCAAGGUCUUGUAAACAUCUUCUUCUCCAAAAACUUAUAGCAACAUUAUUGAUCUUUAUAAAUAUUUGGUUGCUGAUAAGACCAUCAACUUGUGACUUCGCCGAAGACCGAGCAGAGUGUGCCGACAAGCUUGUAGGGCUUUCGGCGUGCCUGACAUAUGUUCAGGCAAGUGGUGGUGCGAUGGCGCCGAAGCCGACGCCGGAGUGUUGUUCGGGGUUUAAUGAAGUAGUUACAAAGAGUCUCAAAUGUGUGUGUGUUCUUAUUAAAGAUAGGAAUGCACCUGGUUUGGGUUUUAAGGUUGAUGUCCAACGAGCUCUUACUCUUCCUCCCAAGUGCAACGUCCUUACUAAUGUUUCUGAUUGCCCUAGGUUGUUGGAUCUUUCUUCCAAUUCACCACAAGCUAAGGAGUUCCUUCAAUUUGCUAAUGAACUUAAAAAUGGAACUCGCACCAAAAGCGCCAGCGUCAAUGUUAAAGGCAACACAGUGGACACACCUUCAAAUGAUGGGUGGAAAAAGAUAAUGGGCUUGGAUUUGGAGUUGAGAUGUGUCUUGGAAAAUGGAUUUGUUUCUUUGCUCUUCUUCUCUAUAUUAAUUUCAAUGUAUUCUAGCAUCUUUCUGUAUUUUAAUUUUCAAUUUAAUAAUGGAUCUUGGUAGUAGAAAAUAAUAAUUGUUUGUUGUGCC